UCCUUCUUUCUUUCAAGAACUACACCUUCAUUCUUCAUGGGUGCCAUUGAAACCCAAAUCCCAGAAGAGGAGUCAUUUGACUACUCCCAGAGGGCACAGUGGCUGAGGGCCGCCGUGCUGGGAGCCAACGACGGGCUGGUUUCCACGGCGUCGCUAAUGAUGGGCGUCGGAGCCGUCAAAAAAGAAGCCACCGCCAUGAUCCUCACCGGAUUUGCAGGCCUGUUUGCAGGCUCUUGCAGCAUGGCGAUAGGGGAGUUUGUCUCCGUCUACUCUCAACGAGACAUACAACUAUCCCAAAUGAAGAGAGGAGGGAACGACGACGAGAAAGAGAGACUGCCCAAUCCAUUGCAGGCGGCCAUGGCGUCCGCCCUAGCAUUUGCUUUAGGUGCGGUUGUGCCGUUGCUUGCUGCCGCCUUCAUAGCGGACCACAAGGUGAGAGUUGCGGUGGUGGCUUCUGCGGUGAGCUUAGCGCUUUUGGUGUUUGGAGGGGUGGGUGCGGUUUUGGGGAAGACUCCAAAGUUGAAGUCUUGUGUGAGGGUGGUUAUUGGAGGGUGGAUGGCCAUGGCUAUCACCUUUGGGCUCACCAAACUCAUGGGCUCUAGUGGAAUGGAGAUGUGAUGAUUAUUGUAUCUUGGUUUUAUGCAUGCAUGCCCUUUAUCUUUUUCUAUGUGUUUUCGAAAAAGAUUCAACCCUAACUCCGAGGGUCUCAUUUGUCUUCUGGUUGAAAAUGUGUAGUCGAAAUGUGUCAAUAGUGUAUAAGUUCUAGACCCUACUACUUUAUGUUAGUUUGGCAACUGUGAAUUGUGUGUAUGUGCUAAUAAAAUAUAGGAUGCUUAAUAUGACAUGCAUCCAAGUGACUUUCAUAUCUA
Molecule: messenger RNA, 869 nt
Organism: Ipomoea triloba (trilobed morning glory)
Lineage: Eukaryota; Viridiplantae; Streptophyta; Magnoliopsida; Solanales; Convolvulaceae
Product: vacuolar iron transporter homolog 4-like
Exons: 2
Coding region: 37-618 (193 amino acids)
Biological process (GO): intracellular manganese ion homeostasis
Cellular component (GO): membrane
Molecular function (GO): iron ion transmembrane transporter activity; manganese ion transmembrane transporter activity
Source: RefSeq, a predicted model, not a curated record